CUUCCGCCCGACACUACCGAAUCCGUUACAGCAGAGUGCAGUCUACGCCAACCCCACUUACACAUCACGAAAUUAGGUCCAACAGGUAUUGGGAAUUCAGCAGUGCAUCUUUGCUGCCAGCGUGUGCUCAGCUGUUACUGCCUUGCGAGCUGCAUAAUCACGAGACAUGGCGGACAAGCCGAAGAAAGAAACGGGAUUACCUGAGAUUGUGCUCCUGGGGGAUUCACUCACCGAGUGGAGCUUCUUUGAACACAAUCGCGGGUUUGGAUGGGUGUUGCAGGAGAUGUACAAGGGGAAGGCUAGGGUGGUUAACGAGGGAAAAGCAGGCUGGACCUCCACCCUCCUCAUCCCAAACUUCACCCACCUCCUCACGCGCGCCACAUCCGCCACCACCCCGCCCACCCUCCUCAUCACCAUCUUCCUCGGCGCAAACGACGCGUGCUUCACGCCGACGACGACACGGCUCCGCAGCUCAGCCGAGGACUUCAUCGGCACCGAGAUCGUGCCCUUACCCCGCUUCGAAGAGACGCUGCGCUUCUUCAUCGAGGAGAUAUUGAUUGCGGACCGUUUGGCGGAGUUUGGGACGAAAGUUGUCCUCAUGGGCCCGCCGCCGAUCAGUAUCCCGCGACGCCAGGGGUCGAGGCGCGCGUACGCGACGUAUUUGAGUAAGAAGAGGUAUGCGGAGGCGGUGGUGGAGGUUGCGAGGAGUUAUGCGGAGACGGGGAGGGUGGUGGGCGUGGAUGUUUGGAGGGCUAUGGUUGGGGAGGUGUUGGGGGAGGAGGAGGGAGGGGUGGAUGCGUGUAAUGAGGAGAGGUUGCCUGGUUGUGGGUUGGAGGGCGCGAGGGAGUUUGAGGCGGGCGUUGAGGGGUAUUUUGUUGAUGGGUUGCAUUUGGGGACGAAGGGGUACGAGGUUGUGAGUAGGGAGUGGUUGAAGGUGGUGCUGGAGACGUGGCCGGAGUUGGCGCCAGAAAAGUUGGGGUUGGAGGUGUAGAUGGAGAGGGUUUCAACCGGAGCUGGGAAACGAUAGAGGAAUCUGUUAUGCCUUCCUAAUGAUGGUGCAAGGGUAUUGAGGUGGAAGAGUAUACAUUACUUGAUCCUCUACUACACAAUAUCAAUACGGAAGCCCAACCAAGGUCUAUGCGAGAAUCU
This is a messenger RNA of Westerdykella ornata, 1149 nucleotides long. RefSeq names its product SGNH hydrolase. The transcript is spliced from 4 exons. Gene Ontology annotation, molecular function: hydrolase activity, acting on ester bonds. Lineage: Eukaryota; Fungi; Ascomycota; Dothideomycetes; Pleosporales; Sporormiaceae. The record is from RefSeq and is a predicted model, not a curated record. The coding region runs from base 167 to 991 and encodes 274 amino acids.